Anopheles darlingi is the source of this 1816-nucleotide messenger RNA. RefSeq names its product F-box only protein 9. Gene Ontology annotation, biological process: SCF-dependent proteasomal ubiquitin-dependent protein catabolic process. The transcript is spliced from 3 exons. Gene Ontology annotation, molecular function: protein binding. The record is from RefSeq and is a predicted model, not a curated record. Lineage: Eukaryota; Metazoa; Arthropoda; Insecta; Diptera; Culicidae. Gene Ontology annotation, cellular component: SCF ubiquitin ligase complex. Bases 270 to 1631 code for a protein of 453 amino acids.
GGACACAAAAAAAAUGUUGGAAUCUUUGUUGUGAAAUCCUCGGUACUGCGAAAAACCGGAUAAAACAUCCAAAUCUAGCGUUAUCUCCGGAAUACUAUGGCCAAGCGGUUGCUGUGCGAGCGAGAAGAAGUUGCUUUACGUUUCCAAGAUUACUGUUCCUCCGCCUGCGACCUUCCCGAGCUCGCGAGAGUGAUUCGCUUUUCCGAUCGUGAACUAGCACGCACCUUUGCCGGCUGAUUUCCCAGAGGAAGGAAAAGUAUACGAGUGCGAUGGAUUCGUCGACCGAUGCCGGAAAGGAGGACGAUGACGAGAGUUCCUCGGCGUCCUCCUCUUCCGUGUCGGAGUCCACCCCGCAGCGCACCGAGUUGGACGAGUUUCGGGAAAAGUGGCAGCAAGAAUUGAAGAAAGAGCAGCCACCCAAGCAGGUGGCCAAAGCAUCCAAACCAACUGCUUGCACCGUUCGGAACGCGGCUAUCGGAUCGGGGAACAAUAAGGAAAACGUGUCAGUUGAACAGCAGGCGCGCUCCCUGUUCCUGCAGGGUACGGAACUCGAGCGAAGCGGCAAAGUGUUCGAAGCUAUGAGGCUCUAUCGACGGGCCACGCAGCUCGUGCCGGACAUCGAGUUUAAGGUGUUUGAAAAGAAACCUAAGCAACCGCUAGCGGCUGAUGCAACUGAUGACGAUGGCAACAGCACGAUGGACGGGCUCGCGGAGCGCAUGGUCGAAGCAAACAUCGACGAAGAAGAGGAAGAUCUAGAGAACGUGGAUCUAGUACUCCGGUUUCAGACGCUCAUGGGACGAUCGGGCAAACUGUUUGAACGAGCCGCCAGCGACCGGAUGCUGAUCGUGACGGCGGCCCAUCUUUCCGAUCUACCGAUGGAGCUCAUACUAUACAUCCUGCGAUGGGUCGUGUCCAACGAACUGGAUAUGAAAUCUCUCGAACGAUUCGCUUCCGUCUGCCGUGGCUUUUUCCUGCUGGCACGAGAUCCGGAAAUCUGGCGUCAUGCGUGCAUGAGAGUUUGGGGUGUUAAUAUGGGCGUGUUGAAAGGCACACCAUUUAGCUCUUGGCGCGAGAUGUACAUCAAUCGGCCACGGGUACACUUUCACGGGUGUUACAUUAGCCGGGCAAGCUAUCUGCGGUCCGGCGAGAACAGCUUCCAGGAUCAAUUCUACCGUCCUAUCCAGCUGGUCGAGUACUACCGAUACGUGCGCUUCUUCGCCGAUGGCCAGGUGUUGAUGCUGACGACCGCCGAUGAGCCACAGCAAUGUGUCGCCAAGCUGAAGCAACGUUGGCCAGCACAAAAUGAAAUCCUUCGAGGACACUAUCGAUUGUUAAAUGAUGAAGUGAUCAUUGCUAUUCAGCGAAACCGUCCGCCCGUACAACGCGCAGGACGGAAGGGCCGUGAUCCUGAACCGGAGUACGGCCAGCAGACGUUCUUCGUGGAGCUACGCAUCGUAAGCACGAGCAAGCGACCGUUCAGUCAGCUGCACUGGAAGCAGUACUCCAUGGUUCAGGUGCGCAAUGAUCAAGAGAAAACGACCCAGUUCGAGCUCGUGCCGUCAAAGUAUCCACCGCUCUACUUUUCGCGCGUUAAGAACUAUCACCAGGAAUCGGAAGGACCACUGAAGUAGCUCGAAGCCGUAACCUGAUCCUGUCCACCCUUUGCUGAUUGCAAUUUGCCCAUUUUGCACAAUUAGCAUCCAGUUACUUAUUUUACUAAAACCAGACUCUGCUCUGUCGAUCGAAUGCGUGGCCUUCUGUGGUGUUGCCGAUUAUGCUAAUUCGAUCAAUAAAAUAUUACUGUUACACCAAUUGA